This is a messenger RNA of Manihot esculenta (cassava), 1887 nucleotides long. Its product is annotated as UPF0496 protein At3g19330. NCBI's taxonomy places the organism in Eukaryota, Viridiplantae, Streptophyta, Magnoliopsida, Malpighiales, Euphorbiaceae. The record is from RefSeq and is a predicted model, not a curated record. Bases 281 to 1462 code for a protein of 393 amino acids. The transcript has 2 exons.
AAUGAUUUGAGACGUGUAAAAAGAACAAAUAAAUAAAAGAACAAUGGUGUCGGCGAGAAAGAAGAACAGAGUCAACUCACUCCCUUUCCCUUGCGUGGAGAAAUCUACAAGCGGAGAACUAGAUAAUGACAUCCCUUCGCUUUUCUUUGGAAAAAUUCAGUAUAUGCUGACUGCUAUAUAUGAUUCUUGAAUCGAGACCUAACCAUCUACCUCUCUCCGCCACCGCUCUCCUUGUGUUCGUGCAUGGGCGAGGGGAAACUUGGUCUUAUGGGCAGUUCAAAUGCUGCAGUGCCUCUGUCUCAAGUCACCGUCGGCAACUUCAACUUCGCAUCAAAAUUCACCCACAACUACCAUCCACCACCAUAAUGGCCCUCCUUCUCUAGAUGGAACCUCGACGGAUGGGACUCCAUUAUCGAGUACUUCGCAAUCUCCUACUGUUAACCUCACUGGCGAAUACACCCUCGCAGUUCAAUCUAGUUCCUACAACGAGAUAUGGUCCAAGAUUCAUGAUUCCACUACCCAUCAGGAAGUUGAUGGAGAACAAAUUGAGUUUUAUUCUAACAAUGACCAUGAGGACGCCCGCCAGUUGCUUUUGGCACAGGUUCUUCACCCAAGCCGAGAAUGUGUGGAGAAGGUUCUCCGCCAUGCCAGGCCCAACACUCUCAUUCGCCUGGCAUCCGACUACUUUGAGCAUAGUGAAAACACUACCCACCUCUGCCUUCUCCUCCACCGAAGUGUAUAUCGUGCCCGAGCUCUGUAUGAUCCUCUCCAUAAGCUCCUUGAAGUUCUUUCUCUAGACUCAGGCUACCUAACUCAAUCCCAGUGCAAUUACGCCUAUGAGAUUUUUCUCCAAUUUGAUCGUUGUAACAAUCCUUUCCCUUGUCCGGAUUCUCAGAACUUUCAGGAUAUACGCCACAGCUUUUCGCAACUCAGGCAACAACUAGAUCACCGACUUCGCAAGUCUCGCUCUAGAGUCAGCCUAGUUCGCCGAGCCACUACUGCCUCUGCCCUUUGCCUCAUUGGUUCCGCUGUGACUGUCACUUUAGCUGCAGUGGCAAUAGCAACACAUGCCUUCGUUGCCAUUGUUGCCUGUCCUUUUUGCACUCUCAUAAACCUUCCUAGAAAACUCACAAAGAAAGAGCUUGAACAUGUCAAGCAACUGGAUGCUGCAGCGAGGGGAGCUUUUGUACUAAACAGUGAUCUUGAUACUAUUGACUGUCUUGUUGCUCGAUUGUAUGCUUCUAUUGAGAGUGAUAGGCAUCUAAUUCGGCUGGGACUUGAAAGGGGUAAUGACAAGCAUUCCAUUUCGGAGGUAUUCAAGCACCUGCAGAAAAACCAUCUCAAUUUUAUUGAUCAACUUAAAGAUCUUGAGGAACAUAUAUGCCUCUGCUUUAGUGCUGUCAACAGGGCAAGGUCUCUUCUCCUGCGAGAGAUCCAUGUGUAUCGAACUUCUGAUUCCUAACCAGUAACCAAUUGAUAUCUUGCUUUGCAUUUCAUAUACUUCAGAUAAUCAAUGUGUAAACUAUAACCCAUUUAAAGAGCUUGUACGCCCUGGCAAAGAUAUAGAAGUCUUUGCUCCCAUUUUUUGAACGGUGAGCAUUGGAGGAGCUGUAGCGCUUUGUACACCUAGCUUGUUGUGUCUCAAAAACAUUCUGAUUUGAAGAGAUUUGACGUGAUCAUCGAGUUACAAUACAUAGUUGUUAUGUCAUUUUGUAUUCCUGCAAUGUGUAUUUGUUGGCUGAAGAUGUCACCUUCUAUUAUGAUGGCUCUUCAGGUGCACUUCUGUGAUGUUCUAGGAUGUUAAAUGGAUAAUUUUAGGAUGGACUCUCCUCCUUCAUUUAAAUAAAAGCACUGGUACUGAUUAUGCAAGCACCAUUAACCUUGCUA